UACUGUAAAAUAAGAAAGACAAGGCGAUAAAUUACAAAACAACCCCACCCCAAUGGGGCCCCUGUUCCACGUUGCUUUUCCCCAGCCAUCACGAGACCCCCCUUCCCGAAGGCCGAAGCCAACCAACGCCACCACCCGUGCUGCGCCUCCAAGAAUUCCUCCUCGGAUUCUUUCCCCUCUCUGCAGCUCCCCCUCCCGCAGGUACCUAGCCGCGUUACCUUCCUCGGCCGCGUUAGUCGCCGUCCGGCUUCCUCCGUUCUUCUGUACUAUGAAGUUAAGGACAAAACGGCCUGAAUGGAAGUCCCUCAUGCCUCUACAACUAAGCAGGAAAUCUGCCAUGCGUUUCUUUUUGUUCCCCAAGGUUCAGUCGGCUGGUCAAUCGCCAGAUGAUACUCCAGUUUAUCUUAACGUGUAUGAUUUGACACCCAUGAAUGGCUAUAUAUAUUGGGCAGGCCUUGGUAUAUUUCACUCAGGAAUUGAAGUUCAUGGUGUUGAAUAUGCAUUUGGAGCACAUGACUAUCCCACAAGUGGGGUAUUUGAGGUAGAACCUCGUCUAUGCCCUGGUUUCAGAUUCAGGAAAUCGAUAUUUCUUGGUACAACAUGCUUAGAUCCAAUCCAAGUUAGGCAGUUCAUGGAGCUACAGUCAGUAAACUAUAAUGGAGAUACUUACCAUCUUAUCACGAAGAACUGCAACCAUUUUUGCAAGGAUAUGUGCUACAAGUUGACUGGUAACAAGAUCCCUAAAUGGGUGAACCGGCUCGCCAGAAUAGGUGCCAUUUGCAACUGCCUUCUUCCGGAGUCGCUCAAGAUCUCUCCAGUUGGCCAUAAUCUGAAUAGUCAAUCUGAAGAUUCUGAGAAAAGGCGGCUGAGGAAUCCAUUUAGCUGUUUCUCUUCCAUCUCUAGCCAGAGACAGCUGCCCUCGUCUUCACCUUUCCCACCAUCUCCUGUGAAAGAGCGUCUCCCCCAUUGUUCGUCGAGGAAAUCCAGCACCGCAUCACUGAGAAAUAGGUAGCCUGGCCCCUGAUACCAAGUUAUGCUAAUUCGUGCAGUGUCAACAUCUGAUGGCACUACCGUGCUGUAGCUUCUGUCAGGUACUUGUUCUUGCUCGGUAAAAGUCUGAUGCCUGAUGUUGUUGUAUCAUGUAAAACCCAUGCGCCGUGUGUCGAUUCACCUCGAAAGAUCUGUUGGGCUGAAUAUCGCUCGAUUCUACCCGCCUAUGCACUCGUGAUUUGUAUAUUAAUCCAUUAUUCUUUCA
Messenger RNA from Phragmites australis (common reed), 1255 nucleotides. Its product is annotated as deSI-like protein At4g17486. The transcript has 4 exons. Gene Ontology annotation, molecular function: deubiquitinase activity. Bases 53 to 1012 code for a protein of 319 amino acids. The record is from RefSeq and is a predicted model, not a curated record. Lineage: Eukaryota; Viridiplantae; Streptophyta; Magnoliopsida; Poales; Poaceae. Gene Ontology annotation, biological process: protein deubiquitination.